Molecule: messenger RNA, 1438 nt
Organism: Penaeus indicus
Lineage: Eukaryota; Metazoa; Arthropoda; Malacostraca; Decapoda; Penaeidae
Exons: 7
Coding region: 79-954 (291 amino acids)
Source: RefSeq, a predicted model, not a curated record
GGUCAGUCCUCAACCCAGAAGAACAAGUGCCACUCGCCCUGAAGCUGUCUUUGCUUUGAGAUCCGAAAAAAAGGAAAUAUGAACUCAAGAACGAGAAUGACAGAGAAACUCAUCAUGUUAUUGAUGGUCGUCGGUGGAACUUGGGCCCACGGGCGCCUGAUGGAACCUCCCUCCAGGGCUUCGGCGUGGCGGCUUGGCUUUGAAACCCCGAUCGACUACAACGACAACGAAGGUUUCUGCGGCGGGUUCAGCCACCAGUAUUACGUAAACGACGGGAAGUGCGGCAUCUGCGGCGACGCCUGGGAGCUCUCGCCCCGCCCGCACGAGGCAGGAGGCCCUUACGCCACCGGGACCAUCGUCAGGCACUACCAGGAGAGUGACGUCAUCGAGGUCACGGCUGACAUCACCAGCAACCACCGCGGGCACUUCGAGGUCAGGAUUUGCCCCGCCGCUGACCCGGAGGCCACGCAGGACUGCCUUGACCUUCACCAGCUGGAACUCGCCGACGGCUCAGGCCUCAAGUACAACAUCUCCACCGCCGUCGGCUUGCACACCAUGUUCGUCAGGCUACCGAGCGGCCUCACCUGUGCGCACUGUGUCCUGCAGUGGCGUUACGUGACGGGCAACAACUGGGGCAUUUGCGAGGACGGGACGGGCAUGCUGGGGUGCGGACCGCAGGAGGAAUUCCGCGCCUGCGCUGACGUCACUGUUUCUCCGGCAGGCACGAGGACGCGCUGGUCAUCCUUCAGCGGGUAUCGUCCCAUGCCCUCCGAGGACCUGGCACUCGAGCGAAGGAUCCACCCCAAGUUCCAGCUUCCGGAAGGACCGAGUGCCAGCAGGAUCGAGUGCCACGGCGUCGGGGAGUGGGAGGGCGUGCCCGGGGUGGCGGUGUGGUGUACCAAGAACUGCCUUGGCACGAAUUACUGCCCCCCUGCCCAGUGCCGGUGUCAGUGACGUCACGGAAUUAAGAGACUGGAUAAUUCGUAUUCACACACACACACACACACACACACACACACACACACACACACACACACACACACACACACACACACACACACACACACACACACAUUCCCUCCAUGAACACCUUUCAACAACAGUAUAAAUCAGCUUUUAAUACUUCGAUCUCAUUUCUCUUCGAUUUAGGGAUUUUGCAAAACAUUUAUGUAAUUUUUAUUCUUAUUUAAGUAAUAUAUUUUUUUUAGACGAAGCAUAAUUUGAUACAUUUAUCUCUACCAUUUUGACUGAUUUUAUGGUUAUGUUUAUCUACCUCUUUUUUAAGAUUAAACGCAAUCUUAAGGUUAUUUAUAUAAGUAUCUAUUUAAGUAUUUAUGAUCAGGUUUUUGAAAGAAAAAUAAAUGCCUUAAUAUUAAAUAAAUGUAUGUAUGUAUAAUAAAUAAAUCAAUAAAUAAUUAAUGAAUUUAUGUAUGAUGAA